Carcharodon carcharias (great white shark) is the source of this 7043-nucleotide messenger RNA. It is a transcript of the gene dennd4a, whose product is annotated as DENN/MADD domain containing 4A. Gene Ontology annotation, biological process: regulation of Rab protein signal transduction. The transcript is spliced from 35 exons. Lineage: Eukaryota; Metazoa; Chordata; Chondrichthyes; Lamniformes; Lamnidae. Gene Ontology annotation, cellular component: cytoplasmic vesicle; ESCRT I complex. The record is from RefSeq and is a predicted model, not a curated record. Bases 231 to 6290 code for a protein of 2019 amino acids. Gene Ontology annotation, molecular function: protein binding.
CGGGCGGAGCGAGGAGCGGAGUCGUGGGAUUGCUGUCAGCGGCCGGCAUUCAACAUGAAUGAAAAACACUUUGUUUGGUUCAUCUCAGCCUGGUGAAGAAAGCGGAGAGAAGCCCCUGGAGCGCAGACUUGCUUCAUGUGCUUCUGUGACUAUUCAUCUUCCCAACUUCAGGACAUUUACCAAACUGAGGGAUUGGGUGUUGAUUCCUCAGUGAAAGGAGGUGAUCAGCCAUGAUGGAAGGCCCACGUGUUGCCGACUAUUUUGUGGUGGCAGGCAUGACUAACGCAUCAAAGCCGCUUGAAGAGGAAAUACAGUUUAAUGACAGCUGCCACAAAAUAGCUAAACCGAAAGCACCGAUCACAGAUUUGGCUAUCAUUGUGAAAUCGUUGGGCGAGGAAGUUCCCCAAGGGUAUACAUGUGUGGAAACCACUCUAACUGGAUUAUCAGCUGAUCUCAAUAAUGGAAGCUUGAUGGGUCCUCAGAUUUUGCUUUGCUACAAAAGGGGUAGAGAUAAGCCACCUCUGACUGACCUAGGUGUUUUGUACGAAUGGAAAGAGAGGCUAAAACAUGGAUGUCACAUCAUUCAAACCACGCCUUAUGGCCGACCUGCUAAUAUCAGCGGUGGGACUUCAUCUCAACGAAUCUACAUAACGUACCGUCGAGCACCAGAAAAUAUAGCCCAGAAUUCCCUGGCCGUCACAGAUAUUUGUAUCAUUGUUCCGAGUAAGGGAGAGACUCCACCCCACACUUUCUGCCAGGUGGACAAAAACUUAAACAGCAGCAUGUGGGGAUCAGCAGUAUACUUGUGUUACAAAAAGUCCUUGGCCAAGACCAAUACUAUAGCGUACAAAGCUGGUUUGAUAUGUAGGUAUCCAGAGGAAGAUUAUGCAUCCUUUCCAUUGCCUGCAUCAGUACCUCUCUUUUGCCUGCCAAUGGGAGCAACCAUUGAGUGUUGGCCUUGUAAUACCAAAUAUCCUCUCCCUGUCUUCUCUACAUUUGUGCUUACAGCAGCUUCUGCAACAAAGGUUUACGGUGCAGCUAUUCAGUUCUAUGAACCUCUUUCUCAAGAAAGCCUAACAGACAAGCAGCGAUCGCAAUUAGGGCUGGUCAGUGCUGCUGAUCGAAAACCCAUCCUCUCGAAAACAGUUCACACCAGUAAAUGCAUCUGCCUUCUAUCACACUGGCCAUUCUUCGAAGCUUUUCGAAAAUUUCUCACGUUUUUAUACCGCUAUUCAAUCUCUGGACCUCAUGCACUACCUAUUGAGAAACACAUCUGUCAUUUCAUGCAUAAUGUCCCAUUUCCUUCUCCUCAAAGACCAAGGAUUCUUGUGCAGCAAUCACCGCAUGAUUACCUGAUGCUUUGCCAACCUGUAUCAUCGCCACUGCCAUUGAGUGGUGGCAGUUUCACAACUUUGCUGCAGAAUCUGGGCCCAGAGAAAGCAGUAAGUCUGCUGCUGUAUGCAGUAACUGAACACAAGAUUCUUAUUCACUCUCUCCGGCCAGCUGUAUUGACUAGUGUGGCUGAAGCACUUGUUUCUAUGAUAUUUCCAUUCCAUUGGCCAUGUCCAUACAUUCCUCUGUGCCCGUUGGCUCUGGCAGAUGUUCUUAGUGCCCCUUGCCCUUUCAUCGUAGGGGUUGAUUCUCGCUACUUUGACCUGUAUGAUCCUCCAAGUGAUGUAAGCUGUGUGGACCUGGAUACAAACACCAUUUCUCAAACUGAUGAUAGAAAAAGCCUUACGUGGAAAACGCUUCCAAAGAAAGCUUGUAAAAAUCUGAUCAACUCUUUGAACAACAUUUAUGAGCAGCUGGCAGAGAUGCAUCAAAGACCCAGAGAGGAAGCUUUAAUGGAGUUAUCAAUGAAUGAUCAUGAUUUGAACUUUGGUAAGAGGAUGCAGAUGCUGGAAAUGGAGAUACAAGAAGCUUUCCUCCGAUUCAUGGCUUCCAUUCUGAAGGGCUACAGAACUUACCUUCUACCCAUCACAGAGGCUCCGUCUGAGAAAGCAACAGAUGCAAGCUCACUCUUUGAUCUUCAAGGUUUCCUGAAGAGCCGGGACCGUUCUCACCAGAAGUUUUACUCAUUGAUGACAAAAACACAGAUGUUUAUUCGAUUCAUUGAGGAGUGUUCCUUUGUGAGUGACAAGGAUGCAAGUCUGGCAUUCUUUGAUGAUUGUGUGGACAAAUUGGAUACAGAGCGCCCAGAUGACUUGCGUCUCAUAGAAUUGGAUGACUCUCACAGAAGUGAACAUACAGUUUUCAUAACACCUCCUGAACUUCCAAGCCUGCCUAAUGGAGAAGAGUAUCCCCUUCAAUACAGUUACACUAGCUUCCCUGUGCUAACUCCAGAGCUGUUGGACAGACCAAUGGGUUUAUUAAAAAAUCCAGCUAGCAGGUUAACUUCAAAAAAUAGUUGUCCCAACAGUCCAGCCCCAAUGGGCAGAAGAACUAAGCAGGAAAUAAAAUCAGCUCAAAAAAUCGCAAAGCGUUAUUCAUCAGUUCCUCAGAUGUGGUCAAAAUGCCUCCUGCGUCACUGCUAUGGUCUCUGGUUCAUUUGUCUUCCUGCAUAUGUGAAAGUUUGUCAUUCGAAGGUCAGAGCUCUUCGGACUGCUUAUGAUGUGUUGAGAAAAAUGCAGGUCAAGAAGUUGGAGCCACCUGAUGAGGUGUGUUACCGUGUUCUGAUGCAGUUAUGUGGGCAAUAUGGGCAGCCAGUGCUAGCCGUGAGAGUUCUGUUUGAGAUGAAGAAAGCUGGGGUUCACCCCAAUGCUAUAACAUAUGGUUACUACAAUAAGGCUGUUUUAGAGAGUACUUGGCCAUCAAGCAACAGAGGCGGCUACUUUCUAUGGAUGAAGAUAAGGAAUGUUGUGCUAGCCUCAGCUCAGUUCCGCAAAGCUUUGAAAAAGGCCCCAGCAAAUCCACCACAGACUCCAGUGCUCUCGGCAGAUGGCAGUGACCUGGAUGCUGUUAGCCACGGCAGCAUGGAUAGUUCUAAUGACACUAACACUGUGGAGCAACCCCAGUUCAGCUCUGAGCUAAUGAAAGUAGAUUCCACUGAUGAUAGAUCUAGUACAGCUAGGCUUGGCUCUAGCUUGAGUUAUGGAUAUGGCAGUCAGGAGCCAUUGUAUGAAAGAGUUCCAUCUCUCUCUCUCUGGAUUUCCUCAGCAAUGAAGAAUGACCAUAUGUUUUCAGGUGGGCAGUCAGAUCUUGGAUAUAACUCCUUAUCGAAGGAAGAAGUUAGACGAGGAGACAUGUCUUCAGCCCUUGGAUCUGAGCAGUCUGCUGUGGGUCAACCAGUGGAUAAGGAUGACAAGAAAGAGAGCGACUCCAGUUCAUUAUCUGAGAGUGAAAGUGCAAAAGGCAGUGGAGAUUGCCUGUCCCAAUUGGAUUUUCAAGGAACCAGAAGUGACUUGAAAUCUGUGACCAGAAUCGUAAAGAUGAACUGCAGCUUUGAAAUUGCUGAACCAAACCAGACCAUUGAGGAAAACAAUGAAAAUGCGGCAGGAUUGCUGUUUACUACAUCCUUCGAUAAUGCUGCAUAUUCUGAUCCUGUACAUGGCAGUAGCUUACGCAAGAGGCAUAAGAGCGCUGUGGAGCCUGGCUUAAAGGAACAAAUGGUGUGGGGAGGCAGGAACCGCAAUCUUAGUGGUGAUACUUUUGUAGGGCUUAUGAUGCACAGAGGAAGCAUGGACACUGACCCCAGGGAAAUUGCAGAAAAAUUUGGUGCUGAUGCUAAAAUACUUUCGACAGCUUUACAAAUGACCACAAGACCGAACACACUAAAGAUUGGCAAACCCAGGCAUAUGCGCAAACAAGUCAGCUUAAAUCUAGAAAAGGAACUGAGUGACGAAGACGCACCAUAUGACUUGGAUGAAACAUCAGCCAACGUGGAGGAAGAUAAAACAGACUCUCCUGCCAUCUUUGAUUUGGAAGAUCUGGACAAUGAACCUGAUUCUGCAAAGUCUAAUGGGAAACCUAGCCAAAACACAAGGCGAGGGCCCCAGCCCAAGCAGUUGCAAAGGAGUAUGAGUGCAGGAGCAGGGAUCAAACCAGCAGAAAGAACGGGGGUUCAAAGAGGUUAUGACCCUCUUUCUCUUCUACUAGCAGAAACUAAUCAAGAGAAAGAAGAGGAAGAAGAGGAAGAAGACUAUGAUAAAGGUCUCUCCACUCCUUCAGCUCGGCGAAACUUGGCUGAAGAAAUAGAGAUGUAUAUGGACUCCAUGAAUAGCCCUUUGACUAGUCGCACACCCAGCUUGGAUUUCUCAAAAACAGAUUACGAUAGCGCAAUGCCAUCUAAUUGCAAAGGCCUACCUGUAGUAAAGGGAUCAAGGAGGUCUAGCCUUCCGGCAGGCUCACCCAGAAUAACAGGACUCUGUCGAUCCAGGACAUUUCAACCACAUACAAAGGGAGAAUUCCGUGUCGAGCAAAGAGGCAGGCUCUGGUCCUCACCAUCAUAUUCUCCAAGUAGCAACAGGAGAGUGGGAGUUCGGGAGACAGGUGGAGCUUUGACUCUCAUGUCUCCACCUCCCCUUAAAUUAGACUCGUUGCUACCACCCACCUUUGAUGUGCUAAAACACAGCAUGUUCUCUGCUGGGAAGGGAGUGGCAGAAAAGGCAAGCAAGUGGUACACCAAGUUGGCAACGUAUGCUGUGCCCAUCAAAGAUAACGGCAAGGGACGUUAUUCAGAGAGAAAUAGUAUCUCCUCAAUUGGAGCACUGGAUCCUGAUGCAGCCUCUUUAGAUGAGGAGGUAUCUGAUAACCUGGACAGAUUAGCUUCACCUCAAGCCUGUAGCAUGCCUGCAGGUGAGGCCAAAGGAUGGGGCCUGAGACAGACUAGUUUGGACAGCUCUGGAAACCAUGAUGGGACACCUAGGCAGCAAUUGCAAGUUGGCAGUGUUCAAUCAACAAGUUCCAACUUUCCUUUACCAGACAAAUCAGAUGUAGGAUCUUCUCAAUAUACAAGCAGCACCAGUAUCUUCCAGAAUUAUGCCAUAGAGAUUCUUAUCUCCAGCUGUUCUCGAUGUCGAACUUGCGACUCACUCGUGUAUGACGAGGAGAUAAUGGCUGGCUGGACAGCAGAUGACUCCAACCUCAACACCACAUGUCCGUUCUGUGGAAAUUUGUUCCUUCCUUUCCUGGGUAUUGAAAUUCGAGAUCUACGAGGCCCUGGCAGGUAUUUUCUGAAAUCCAGUCCAUCUACAGAAAGUAUGCAGAGUUUUCAAUCUGGACCAUCUUGCCCAGGGACUAAGAACUCAAUGGUCUCCCCACCUGGCUCAGGUGUGAUCGACAGCAAGCCUCAGUCACCAAGAAUUACAGUGGAAGGAGUCCUGGACAUGCAAAGAAGUGACCAACCUUUGUCAGCAAGAUGCAUUCAGAUACCUUCAGAGAGAUGGCAUGGUGAAUCCCUGUUGUUGGGGCAGACAAUUGCACGAAGCAUCAGUGGAUGUGGCUCUAUAUCUGAGGAACCUAGCACUCGGCGACACAUCCACACUGUUCCAACAGGCAGCCUCCCAACAAAUCUGAAUGAUUCAACGGAUCCAUUGGGCUUUGAAUGGCAAUUACCGAAUCCUGAUCCUAUAACAGUUCCUUAUUUGAGCCCCUUGGUGUUGUGGAAAGAGCUGGAAAGUUUGCUUGAGAAUGAAGGUGAUCAAGUGAUAUCCAUGGCAACAUUUGUGGAUCACCAUCCAAUUGUAUUCUGGAAUUUGGUAUGGUACUUCCGGCGUAUUGAUCUACCCACCAACUUGCCAGGACUCGUACUAACUUCAGAACACUGCAACAAGGGCGUGACAAUUCCUCGUAGCUGGAUGUCAGAGGACAGUAAACAUGUUCUAAUUCAGAUGCUGUGGGACAAUCUGAAAUUGCAUCAAGAUCCCAGUCAGCCUUUUUACAUCCUUUGGAAUGCUAAGAGUCUUAAUUACACUCUUUUAUUUGAGACUAAGAAACACCCCCUUGUUCAAACACUGCGAGAUGAAGGCUGCUUAUUUAACAAGGAUUUUCUGGAUAGCAUUGUGAAGAGUAUUCAGAUGAAUGACAUUUGUAAGCCAAUAAGUAAGAUUCUAGAGGUGCUGAGCACGCAACCACAUUUUAAACGGCAAAGGAGUUUAUACAGAGAGAUUCUGUUCCUCUCACUUGUGGCACUUGGGAAAGACAACAUUGAUAUAGACGCAUUUGACCGAGAAUAUAAGAGAGCUUAUGAUCGGCUAACUCCAAGUGAGGUGAAGCUGACCUACAAUUGUGACCGGCCUCCCAGCUCUGGAGUUAUGGAGUGUCGCAGGAUCUUUGGUGAACCCUACCUCUAGGAAUUCUGACUGACGCUGCCCUCACUGCAGCCUGACAUUAGUGAUAUGUGUAACUACCACAUGGUAUGUUGUGCAGUGGAAGUUCAGUACUUGGCCUCUCCAAAUAUAACGUUGUUAAAUUAUGAUAACCUCUUGGUGGCUAAAAGACAGAAAUGUACAGGAAAUGGGUUAAAUGGAAAGCUAUGUAAAUAUAAUUGAAAUGGUAUUUUAAAUAGUUUUGUAUUAUAUAGUGCUAUUGGAUCAGGUUAACAAGAAAGAUUGCAUAAAUAAUAGAGGGCUCAGCUCUUCAGAAUAUGCUGCUAAUGUGUACAUAAUGGCUCUGGCUACCAUUGCAUCUCAUUAAGUCUGUUACCAGUAUGUUCCCUUUUAGAAGUACUUUCAGUCUGAAUUGUAUAAAUGUUCAUAGAGGAGAAAUGUGUAGCAGAGACACUUUGUGUAAAAGUGACAUGUUUUUCACAUAAAAAAAGUACUUUUCAGUAUUUGUAUAUUUAAAUAAGGAAAUCUUUUGAUGCUAUCUACAUUUAUAAUUAUAUAUACUCAUAUGAUGCAGCUUCCAAGUAUGCUUGAUACAUAUAUAAUGUGGUGCAAUAUGUUCCUUUUAGAAGUUGCUUUGCAGUUUUUGGUGGUACUUUGUCAUCUGUGAGAGAGAAAUGAUGCAUUGUCGGUGGAAUUUUACAGCCCCUUCUGCCAGGGGGUUUUUCCAAUCCUGCCGAAGUCAAUGAACUCUUGAACAGCUCGCCGCAUUUUAUGCCC